Messenger RNA from Eriocheir sinensis (Chinese mitten crab), 1096 nucleotides. Its product is annotated as peroxiredoxin-6-like. The record is from RefSeq and is a predicted model, not a curated record. Gene Ontology annotation, molecular function: peroxiredoxin activity. Gene Ontology annotation, cellular component: mitochondrion; cytosol. The coding region runs from base 97 to 756 and encodes 219 amino acids. The transcript is spliced from 4 exons. Lineage: Eukaryota; Metazoa; Arthropoda; Malacostraca; Decapoda; Varunidae. Gene Ontology annotation, biological process: cell redox homeostasis; cellular oxidant detoxification.
ACGUCCACCGUCACUUCCCUCCAGCAGCUACCAGCGAGCGGACGUACACCGGCACCUCACCUCCUCGCUCACAUUCCUCCUAGCAGGGCAGGCAACAUGGUGAACCUGGGCGACGUGUUCCCUAACUUCUCCGCCGACUCCACGGAGGGCCCCAUCAAACUGCAUUCUUACCUCGGAGACAUGUGGGGUAUCCUUUUCUCCCACCCAUCGGACUACACCCCAGUGUGCACCACGGAGCUUGGCACUGUGGCCAAGAUGAUGCCAGAGUUCACUAAGAGGAACGUGAAGGUGAUGGCCAUCUCCUGUGACUCUGUGGAGGAUCACAAUGGCUGGAUCAAGGAUAUCCAAGCUUACCACAAGCUUAGUGGCCCCUUCCCAUACCCAAUCAUUGCUGACCAAGAUCGGGACCUGGCUGUGACCCUUGGUAUGAUUGACCCUGAUGAAAAGACUGCCGCAGGCUUGCCCCUGACUGCUCGUGCUGUCUUUGUCAUUGGUCCAGAUAAGAAGCUAAAACUGUCCAUCCUGUACCCUGCAACCACUGGACGCAACUUUAACGAAAUCCUGCGUGUGAUCGACUCCCUCCAGCUGACAAAAGAGAAAAAGGUUGCCACCCCUUCUAACUGGUGUAACGGUGACCAGUGUAUGGUGGUGCCAUCUGUGUCUCCAGAGGAGGCCAAGAAGCUGUUCCCAGAGCACAAGGUCAUCCAAGUUCCUUCAGGAAAGGAGUACCUCCGCAUGACUCCUCAGCCCAAGUGACCUGAGUGGCCUGACUGUGAUGGAAGAUUGAUGCACUUGUGAGCUUUAUUGUUUCAUUAGAACAUUCAGUACUUUGUAGUCUUAUUCCUAUUUUGGUAGAGUAAAUGGGAUUGUUUUGCAAAGAGUGCAUAAUGCUCAUUCAAAGAAAUUAGAUUUAAGGAUCUGUUGGUCAAGCAAGCUAUCUUUAAGGGUUUAGUUUCUUAUUUUUAUGACUCAUAUGUGCACAAUUAUUAACAGGAAAAGAAUCCUCUCUAAAAUCAGCUGUAAAAGGAAACCGUUAUCAGUGCCUUAUGUUGUAAUGCAUUCUAUUUUUCACAAUUAAAGCAGAACAAAAACUAAA